This is a messenger RNA of Trichomonas vaginalis G3, 1599 nucleotides long. RefSeq names its product spectrin binding. The transcript has a single exon. Gene Ontology annotation, molecular function: protein binding. The record is from RefSeq and is a predicted model, not a curated record. The coding region runs from base 1 to 1599 and encodes 532 amino acids. Lineage: Eukaryota; Parabasalia; Trichomonadida; Trichomonadidae.
AUGGAAUCAGCCUAUUCAUUAACACCUCUUCAUGUUGCAUGCCUAGCAAACAAUUAUGAUAUGGCAAAGUUUCUUUUGGAAAGAGGUUCAAAUCCGAAUUCACGUACACUUGAUCGGCUAACUCCCUUGCAUUAUUCUGCGAGAAAUAAUAAUGUUCGGAUAGCAGAGAUGCUUAUUAAAAAUGGUGCUGUUCUUCAAGGUGAUGAAAAUAGACAAACACCUAUAGAUUAUGCGAAAAAGAAUGGAAAAGAAAACUCAAAAAUUUUGACUCUUUUUGAAGAAACCAAAGAAAGAAAUGAAGGUUUAGAUAUACUUGUUAACAAAAGUUAUGAUGAUUUUAUUAACUUCUGUAGUGAAAAUCCACAGAGAAUUAAAUUAUUUGGAAGUGAUUUUCUGAUCGAAGCUGUGAAACUUUCAAAACUGAAAAUAAUAUCAUUUUUGAUGAAAAACGGAGUUUCUCCAGACUCUAGAGAACCUGGAUCUGGAAAUACAGCACUUCAUAUUGCUGCUAUAAAUGGGUUAGAAGAAGCAACUUUCGUUUUAAUCCAAGGUGGUGCAAAUUUAUUGGAAAAUACAAAUAAUAAAACAGCUGUUGAUGUAGCUAAAAGUGACACUGUUGGAUUAAUGUUAUCUAUCAAAUAUUUAGGAACUAUUGUUUCUCCAGAAGUUGCUUUUGAAGCGGUUGAUACCAAGAGGAUGUCAUUAUUGUUGAUAAUUCUUGAUAGCGGUUUUGAUAUCAACACUAAAAACAAAAGUGGUAAAACUUUGCUACACCACACAACAAAAAUCGGAGAUUUCGAUUUUGUUAAAAUAUUAUUGAUCAAAAAUGCAGGAAUCUGCUGUAUGACACCUAAUAAAGUAACUCCUCUUCACAUUGCAGCAAGAAGAGGUUACACAGAUAUCGUAAAAGAAUUCGUGAAAUAUGGUGCAGUUUUGACUAAAGACAAAGAUGGUAAAACUGCUUUAGACUAUAGUAGCAAUGAUGAAAUUCGAGAGAUAUUAAGCGAAUUAGAUAGAUCAGUUAGCAAAAUAUCAAAAUGCAAGAACAAAGAAGAUUUUAAGAAUUUCAUCAAAAAGAACAAAAACAUUGCAAUUAAUAACAUUAUACCUUUCUCUUUUGCAGCAGUUAAGUUCCAGUCAAGUCAUGCACUUAAAUUUUUAUUUACAAAAGGUUUGCGGCCAAAUGUACAAAGUCAAGAUGGAGACAUGCUUUUGCACUGUGCUGCAUCAAAUAAUGACAUUGCUUCUAUGAUAAUUAUUCUGGAAAAUGGUGCAAAAAUAAAUGCACUUGAUUCGCAAGGAGCUGCAGCUCUUCAUUAUGCAUCUAUGAAAGGAAAUGUUGAAAGUGUUGAUUUGCUUCUGGAAAAUGGUGCAGAUCCUAAUCUUCAAACAAGAGGAGGUAUGACUCCUUUGAUGCUUGCAGCAAGAAUGAAUAAUUCAGGUGUUAUUGGAUUACUUCAGAGAAAAGGUGCGAAAUUAGAUAUUAAAAAUGAAAAGGGAUUAACUGUCGUUAAGAUAGCAAAAUCAAGACACGAACACGAUUUCUUGAAAUGUUUGAAAAAACAUUUCGAUGAAGAUACACAUAAAGCAGAAAAUUAA